UCCUGAGCUAGAGACCCUAGUGCAAGAAUUCCGCAUUGCGUUGCAAACACAAGUAGAGGACAUUGAAUUAGUCCAGAAAAAACAUGUUGUCAAGAGGACCAUUCAAGCGCCUGAUAUAACACAGCAAAUAACGAAUAUGAAAAGUUGCCUAAAUGAUUCUAUUCGUCGAUUCCAGCUAAGGAUAUCGACUUUAACCUUGCUUCGCACUGAGCGUUUAUCGAUUCAUUCUGAGCUAUCGAGACUCAAGCGGGCCCCAGCCGAGCACACUUGUGUGACGAGCAAAUCAGAGUGUCUUCCAGGCACACGCGUCAAGAUACAAGAAUCCCUAAUCAAACACCUAAGGGAAGGCGAGAACCGGUUUGUCUGGCUACGGGGGUCUCCUGGGACGGGAAAGACUGCGAUCUCUAUGAGUGUCGCGUCCACUUUUGAGAAAGAGGGCACUCUGGCGGCAUCAUACUUUUGGGACAAGAACCAAACAGGAUCGGGCCUGGAUUCUAUCGAACUCUUCCCCACUACUCUUGCCCGCCAACUUGCAUCCUUUAACGAGGACUUUAAAUUUUCGCUCGUCAAACACCUUCGGAGACCGGCCUUGGACUCUGUUCAGCAUUUCCCUCUGCAACGACAAAUUAAUACUCUGAUAAUCGAGCCGAUGCGUGACUUGAAGGACAUAUGGUCUUUGGGCAAGGAUCGUGUUGUUAUCGUCCUGGAUGGCCUUGAUGAGUGCGGGGACCAGGAGAGACUCGAGUCACUGAUGGAACUAGUGCUUGCCUUUCAGGAGCUGCCACCGAUAUUUUCUGUGCUAGUUAGUUGUCGUCCUGAGCCAGGAGUCAUUUCAGCUUGGGAUAAAGCUCGGGCCAAGGGUCAUGUCAUACUAUGUGAAGAUCUGGACAAGGUUGUAGUGGAAGAAACUUUCCAAACAGUCCGCUGUAUGGUGGAAGAAGGCCUUCAGCACCUCUUUGACAAAUAUUCAUGGAGGCCAGAGGAGGAGGAACUCGACGCUUUCGCUUGGGCUUGUCGUGGGUUGCCUAUUAUGGCAUCUAUCCGUGUUCGUUAUGUCUACCAGCAGAGUAGACAUGGUCGCACCCUGCAAUUGGUGUUCAAGGACUUGCUUAACCACCAUAAACUGCCUGCCAACCUCAAGGAGGAGUACUUGCGGAUACUUCGUCAAGCCUAUAUGCCGGAUUCAUCUGAAAUUCACCCAGAUGUAGCUGAGAAGUAUCACUUAGUGGUUGGCGUGAUUGUCGCGGCGCAUGAGCCGAUGAACGUCUCUUUUAUGUCACAGCUUUUCAACAUUGGCGAAGAUGAGAUCCGUGCGACAUUGGAACCAAUCAGCUCCAUCGUCAAUCUUCCCUUAGAGAACACAGAGGAUGUCACCUUAUAUCAUGCAACGGCAAAAGAAUUUAUCGUGGGGGAACCAAUUGGUGAUAAGAAGGACAAAGUAUUCUUCAUUGAUGAUGUGAAAGGGUAUUUCAUGGGAGUGCCGCUCCUUCGACUCUUCAUCAAUUAUUGUGAGCAGGAUGCAUUUGGAAUACCUACGAAUCCCCCUUUAGGAGGCAAAAGAAUAUGGAAGGAAUUUAUGGAGAAAAAGGAAGUUCAUCGCUGGCGCUUCUCCUAUUUUAUUAAACACUUACUCGACCACUUGGACCCUUCGCAACUUUUUUCACAAGAGUCCAAUGAAUUGCAGAACGAGUUUAAUUCCUUCAUCACCCAACAAUACGUCCUGACUUUCAUGCACCUGCAAAAUGAUUACGGGACGUUUGGGCUAUUUCCUGAUGAGUUAUUUCAAUCCAGUAAUCACAAUUCAAUCCAACUUUUGAGGUGUUUGGAUGAGCUAGCUUCCACUGCUGCAGCUGCACCAUGGCGUCUCUAUCGAUCAAAGCUUCCUUUCACCCCACCCUCAUCACCCCUUUACAAACAAUAUGGCCAUCUCACUGAUCCUGUCUGGAUCUUCUCCACUUUCGGCGAGUUCUCUGGUAGCACCAUCCCAUUAAGCAAGGAUUUGCUUAGGGCCCAGGCAAACUGAAUUCCAUGAACCCGAUGUUCGCAAUGGCACUGUGACAUGUGCUGCACUCUCCUUCGAUGGUCGCUAUGUUGCACUUGGAUUUGGCAGCGGAAUUAUCGAAGUGGCUGAUAUUG
This is a messenger RNA of Cantharellus anzutake, 2136 nucleotides long. RefSeq lists its product as uncharacterized. Bases 137 to 2023 code for a protein of 628 amino acids. The transcript is spliced from 6 exons. The record is from RefSeq and is a predicted model, not a curated record. NCBI's taxonomy places the organism in Eukaryota, Fungi, Basidiomycota, Agaricomycetes, Cantharellales, Hydnaceae.